AUGCAUUUUGAUGAAGCAUACCCGAACAAGCCGCCCAGUGUCAAGUUCAUUAGUCAGAUGUUCCAUCCCAAUGUCUACGGUACAGGAGAACUUUGCCUGGACAUUCUGCAGAACCGGUGGUCACCUACCUACGACGUGGCUGCCAUCUUGACAAGUAUCCAAAGGUAUGCUGGUGCCCGGAGCGUUGAAGAGGCUUAUGUCUCCUUGGACAGAUUGUGCUGA
Molecule: messenger RNA, 222 nt
Organism: Plenodomus lingam JN3
Lineage: Eukaryota; Fungi; Ascomycota; Dothideomycetes; Pleosporales; Leptosphaeriaceae
Source: RefSeq, a predicted model, not a curated record